AUGACUCCACAAGACUCCACUCCACUCCACUCCACUCAGCUUUUUACCCCAAGCCUCACUGGUACGCAGUACAAAACAAAGAUGGCUGCCAGUGACUUAAAAGAAUAUCCAUUGGGCUCUCCUCUGGUGCUCAUCAAAAAUUGUGAAACCCAUGACUUACCUAUUGAUAUAACAUGUGAGGAAUGUGAUGAAUUCAUUUGUGCAGAGUGUGCAAAAACAGAUCAUAGAGAUCAUGAUUGGAAAACUCUUUCCACAGCAGCUACCGAGAAGAGGAAAGGUCUACUGACAUUUCUGAAAAAGAUCAAAGAGGACGAUCUGCCUAGGGUUGAUGCAAAAAUAGAGAAGAUUUCACAACAGAUCACAGAAAAUAAACAACUGUGUGACUCUGAGAUUAAAAAGCUACAGAAGCAUUUUGAUGAGAUAAUGGCCAUAAUGACAGAUAUUAAAAAAUGCCAUGAAAAAACUCUUAAAGACAAUUUGGUUCAAAAGAAUGAUCGACUGAACCAUCUGAAAUCUGAGUUAGACAAGAAGAGAAGAAUUGUUGAGACAGUGGAAUUCAUGGAGGAGAACAACAGCACCAUGUCAGAUUACAGCUUGCUUGACAACCAUAGAGAACUGACAAAAAUGCUGUCUGAAUUGAAGGUUCAUAUGACAAACUGUGAACAUUCAGUAAGGUUCACUAGAGGUGAAAUCAAUGAUGUCUUACUUGAGUCUUUGGUUGGAAAAAAUUAUGGAUUUAGAUGA
This is a messenger RNA of Saccostrea echinata, 744 nucleotides long. RefSeq names its product E3 ubiquitin-protein ligase TRIM45-like. The record is from RefSeq and is a predicted model, not a curated record. The coding region runs from base 1 to 744 and encodes 247 amino acids. The transcript has a single exon. NCBI's taxonomy places the organism in Eukaryota, Metazoa, Mollusca, Bivalvia, Ostreida, Ostreidae. Gene Ontology annotation, molecular function: zinc ion binding.